Symphalangus syndactylus (siamang) is the source of this 2898-nucleotide messenger RNA. RefSeq names its product dynein axonemal light chain 1 (gene DNAL1). Gene Ontology annotation, molecular function: alpha-tubulin binding; dynein heavy chain binding. Gene Ontology annotation, cellular component: cytoplasm. The record is from RefSeq and is a predicted model, not a curated record. Gene Ontology annotation, biological process: outer dynein arm assembly. Lineage: Eukaryota; Metazoa; Chordata; Mammalia; Primates; Hylobatidae.
CGGAGAGAAAGGACCGCUGCCGGGGAUGGGGCUUCCGCGGAGAGCGCCGAGAAGUGCGCACGCGCACUGACCCCGCGGGCCCUAGCAACCAGAGCAGUGACAGUAGCAACCGCCGGAAUGGCGAAAGCAACAACAAUCAAAGAAGCCUUAGCGAGAUUGGAAGAGAAAACUGGCCAGAGGCCAUCUGAAGCCAAAGAGAUAAAACUUUAUGCCCAGAUUCCCCCUAUAGAGAAGAUGGAUGCAUCCUUGUCCAUGCUUGCUAAUUGCGAGAAGCUUUCACUGUCUACAAACUGCAUUGAAAAAAUUGCCAACCUGAAUGGCUUAAAAAACUUGAGGAUAUUAUCUUUAGGAAGAAACAACAUAAAGAACUUAAAUGGACUGGAGGCAGUAGGGGACACGUUAGAAGAACUGUGGAUCUCCUACAAUUUUAUUGAGAAGUUGAAAGGGAUCCACGUAAUGAAGAAAUUGAAGAUUCUCUACAUGUCUAACAACCUGGUAAAAGACUGGGCUGAGUUUGUGAAGCUGGCAGAACUGCCAUGCCUGGAAGACCUGGUGUUUGUAGGCAAUCCCUUGGAAGAGAAACAUUCUGCUGAGAAUAACUGGAUUGAAGAAGCAACCAAGAGAGUGCCCAAACUGAAAAAGCUGGAUGGUACUCCAGUAAUUAAAGGGGAUGAGGAAGAAGAUAACUAAUGCCACGCUUUCCACUGUGUGUUAACUUAUUUAAAUGUCAUAAGAACAAUAGAUAAAUUUUAUAUAAUUGUCUAUUUUAAAGAUUCUGUAUGGGACAAAAGUUUCUUAAGAUAAAACAGAUCACUCAUUCUCAUCUUUUUUUUUUCCCUUAACUUAUUCAGUGUUUCUCCCCAAAACUGGUAAUGCCAACCUUAUAUAUCCUAUUCCUCUUUUUAGAAACCACAAAUUUUCAAUUUUUGUCUUCAGUCUCAGUUAUGUACUGUGUAGCCCCAUCUACUAAAACAAACCCUUGUAGACCAUUUUUAAUAACAAAGGAACAAAUGAUUUUUUAGUUUGUUCAUUUUUUUAGGUUAGACAUUUUAAAAGAUGUACAUUUGAAAAUUUAGAACAUUUUUCCUGAAGGUCUGUCUCUGUACAAUUCAGAAGCACAAAUAUAUCAUGCCUUUAGCUCAGAAGGCAGCAUGGUGAUGGGAAGAGUUCCUCUUAGAAAUACAGCAGGUCUGGAACCAAGACUCCAAAGUUCCAUUGGAAAAGAUAUGGUGAAAAAAGGAAAACUUAGUAUCUCAGAGACCUUCUAGUCUGUAUUAUACUUAUUUGUUUUUCCAAAAAUGUGUACAUUGUCAACUGGAAUUUAGGUUGUUUUUUUAUAUGCAUGGCCACUUGAGUCAUUGUGUACAGUCAGUCAUUCUGUGAUCUCAGUCAGUGGUUAAAAUGACUGUCAUGACCAUUUCUUUGACUGAUAAUGUGGCCAUGUUACUCAUGUGGACUUGGCCUUAAGCACACAUUUUGGUUUUAUAGUUCCUUAUGUGUUUAAAGCAUUAGUUAUAUUUGAAUUCCUAGACUAAAUGCUGGCCAUUGAUGUAUGUCAAAAUUUACCCUAAUGAUUUGGUCUGGUGACCCUCAUUGUUGGGAAAAGUGACUAUCAUGGUUAUAAGUAAGGGUAUAAUGAAACUUAGCAUUUCAAAAUAUAUUUUUUGAGAAGUUCUAAGUUAAACAGCUCUUAAAAUGUAUUAUGUACGUGGUUGUGGAGGGAAGGGAGAUGUUUCAGUAUGAGAUCCCAGGCAAAUGGCAAUAUGUUUGAGGAUUGUCUCCUACAUAAAGCAGUGUAGGUGAUUUAACCUCAAAAUUGCAAAGCAAUAGUUAGAUGCAGAGGUUAGAAUUUAUCAUGUAAACAAAAAAUCUUUCAGGAAAAUGUAAGACAUUGUAGUCAGUAAGCAGAUGAAGUCAUAGGAGGCCAUGGCUGAAUCACUAUUAGAUUGCAGAAAAGAAGUCAGGGGCCCUCUGCCAAAUUGUGCCUAAAGUCCCUCAGAGACUGUUGAUUCUGGUUUCCCCAUCUACUUGUGUGAUUUUACUUUCAUAAAAUCACAGUGAAAGAGGGAAGAAUCAUCUUUAAAAAGUGAUUGCAUAAGUAGUCCUGGGUUUCAGAAGAUUUCAGCUAUCAUUUAUAUAGGAAUUACUUGAUUUUUCUAAGUUACUCUGAUCAAAACGGACCACUGCUUUGACAAUCAACUCUAAAUACAAACUAGAGGCCAGGCACGGUGGCUCAUGCCUGUCAUCCCAGCACUUUGGGAGGCCGAGGCGGGCGGAUCAUCCGAGAUCAGGAGUUCAAGACCAGCCUGACCAGCAUGGUGAAACCCCAUCUCUACUAAAAAUCCAAAAUUAGCCGGGCAUGGUGGUAGGCGCCUGUAGUCCCAACUACUCAGGAGGCUGAGGCAGGAGAAUCAUUUGAACCCGGGAGGCAGAGGUUGCAGUGAGCCGAGAUUGCUCCACUGCACUCCAGCCUGGGCAACAGAGCGAGACUCCAUAUUUAAAAAAAAAAAAAAGGAGGAAAACUUGGUCUAACAUCCUUUUAGUUUUCUUUUCUCUCUUCUUUUCAAUCUGAUAGGAAGAAACCUUAUUCUACUCUAGCUGGUUUAUGCAUUCAAAGCCUUUGGACAUUUCUUUUAUGAACCAUAGGCAAUGAGCCUUCAUUCUCCUUGGUGAUGUUUAAGUUCCACAAACUGAGAGGGAAGAUGAUCUUCUUAAAGUCUGCACUUCCUCCAGUAGGCAAGCUUGAAGCCAUGUUGAUAUGGAUAUGUUUUCUAAAAGUAACCCUGGAAGUGAAUAUAAUAGGAAGUGAAUGAUUUCAUAUUGAAUUUAUUUGUAAAAUGGUUGAGUUUUGGUGUUUGUUUUUUCUGAAUUCUGUAAUAUAGAAACUGGUUCUCUUUC